Messenger RNA from Myripristis murdjan (pinecone soldierfish), 5818 nucleotides. RefSeq names its product Rho guanine nucleotide exchange factor 49 (gene arhgef49). The transcript is spliced from 8 exons. Gene Ontology annotation, molecular function: guanyl-nucleotide exchange factor activity. The record is from RefSeq and is a predicted model, not a curated record. Gene Ontology annotation, biological process: positive regulation of Rho protein signal transduction. Lineage: Eukaryota; Metazoa; Chordata; Actinopteri; Holocentriformes; Holocentridae. The coding region runs from base 445 to 4086 and encodes 1213 amino acids.
GUCAUGUGGGAGGGAUAGAAAGCAUCUGAAUGGGCAUCAGUGACCGAUCCCGAGUCAGUGCAGCUGCCGUCCAGCCUGCUCACAUCCUCGUACCGUCGCACUGGUUUUUCAUUCAUGAGGAGCUGCGAGUGAGCCACCUGCAACCUGAAUCCUCUCUGCCGUCCACAGCGUAGCGUCCACGGGACUCCUCUCUCUGUGCUGCGAUGGAGGUGAAACCACUCUGAAAAGUAACUCGGACCGGAGGCCACGUCUGCCUGGGUCGGUGGAGGCUGUAGACAGAUCGCUUGACUGAGGCGAGACUGAGAAGAGGAAGCCGGCAGCUCGGGACUGGAGCCAGUGACCUGCAGGAGGAGAGGAACGCCGUGGAGGCUUGAUUAAAAUGGGGCUGCAGGUUCCCUUGCCGGCUGUCUGUGUGUGUGAUGGCUGCUGGCUGAGCCCACAGCCAUGCCAGACGUAAAGCCUCCACCGCCAUGUGACUACCCCUCCACCUCCUCCACCUCAGCCUCUGCCGGCUCUCCCGCUGGCUGCGUCUCCCUCCUCACCCCCACCAUGGACCUGGAGCCCUGCAUUGCCAACCUCCCCCUGUCCCCCGACCCGCUGUCCUCCUUCCCCCAACAUAGACACGGUCUCCCCCACUACCCUGCCUUCCCGCUAAUGUCCAGGUGUAACAGCAGCACCCUGCUCACCAACUUGGGGCUGAGGUACUGCUCCAGCAGGCAGGCGCCUCAAGGCCUGGCACCAGGACAGGGGCAGGACCUAGGCUCCUGCACCCACACUGGAAGCACAGGUAGGAGACCUUACAGGAGCAUGGAGAACCUCAACUGGAACACUGUGGCUGAUCCUGGCCUGCAUGCAUUCAGCGCUGGCCCCUACAGGAGCGUGGACAGUGAGUUUGUGUUCCACUGUACUGCUACUAGCUGGUAUGACGGGCCUCCGGAUGGAUCCGGGGUCGGGCUUUACGGAGUUGUUCCCAAUCCGGAGAGCCUUGCCUUCUUCCCUCGUCGGGGGAUACCCAGGAAGGACUUACCGCUCUUCCCUCAGUGGCAAUUCCCCAGCGGUGUGGACGAAUGGGAUGCCAGGAAGGGUCUGAGGGAGAAGCUCCGCCUCCAGAGUGCCAGGUCAGCAGCCGAGUUUCCCAAAUCCCUCCCACUGCGACCUCAGGUGACCCCUGGCGCCCCACCCAUCAAGGGGUCUUGCGAUCGGGAGGGCAUGCCUCAUUUGAAUCCUGGGUGUAGGCCACUGUGUGCGCUGCGCAUCAGCAGCCACGAGGAGAUCAAGCAGGAGGUCCUGAGGCGCUUGCAGCUCAGGCGACAGAACAGCAGCCCCAACCUGGCUCUCCGCAGCUCCCCAGACAGCCCACAAGUGGUUAAGACUUCCUACACCACAGAUAAUAUUGCCAGUAAACAAAGCGGGCCAGAUUCAGUGUCUGAGCGCCGCAGAACUCCAAUGGGACGCCUGCACAUCCCCACCUUCGAGGAGUUUAAGAGGAUGCGGCAGAGGGAGGGUGCCACAGUGGGAUCUGUGGUGUCUGACAAGACUGAGGCUGACAGGCCGCAGGAUGCAGCCGGGUCGGACGGUAAGACACCUCCCUCUUCUCUGACUGACUCUCAGGCUUGCUGUAGUGGAGGAGAAAGAGAGGAGAGGGGGAGCAUGGAAGAUGCAGACGAAGGAGAAGGAGGAGGAGAAACUUCAGGCAGUGGAGAAGCUGCAUCAGGCAGUGAGAGCCCGCAGACUGCCACCGCUGAGAAACCUCCCUGCAGCACAGGUAGCAGUAACGGGAGCGGACUCCCCGUCUCCUCCACGUCCUCGGUCUCCUCUCCCUCCUCCACGUCCUCUCCCAUCCGCACGGGCCCAGCUCCUCGCUCGCCCCUGGCCGGCGGAGAAGAUGGAGGUGGCAGGCCGAGGAGGAGCAGCCUGGAGCCGGCCAGUUCAGUGCCCUUCCCUCCCAGCAGGGAAAAGCCCUGGGAGCGGCCCUCCAGCUGCUGCCCCGCCCUCCUGCUGGAGGGGACGGACCUGUCCAGCUACGGAGCCAAGAUCUACAAGAUGAAGGACGGCCUCAUCGGCUCGGCGCUGGACCUCAUCAAGAAGAGCUGCAGUGCAGAGAUCUCAGCCGAGGCCCCCGUCAGGCUGUCAGGUGACCAGGACGGAGGCUCUGACAUCACUGCUCCCCCGGCCGACUGUCAAUCCUCCCCCGUUGCCAUGGCAACGUCGGCAACGGCCUGCAGAGCAGAGGCUGGAGACGAGACGCCUGCAGGAGGAGGAAGAGAGGAAGCAGCAGAAUGCCAGCACUCAGGGCUGGGCUGCAGGCGCUCCAGCUCGGACGCAGCCUAUGAGCUGGCUGAGACAGUGAGGGCGCAGCGCGAGUGCCGCCUCCGCCCCCACUACAGCGACCCCAUGCCAGCCGACGCUGCCAAGCGCAAACAGCUGGAGAUGAAGAUCGCUGCUGCUGCCCGACUCCACAGCCAGCGCAGAGACCGAGACAGAGACCGAGACCGGGACAGAGACCGGGACAGUGCCCCAGCGGCAAUACGUGGUCGCUCAGAGCCCCGGGGUGAGGAGCGCCAGGUGGGUCUGGGUGUGACUCGGUCUGGGCAGCACCGCUGGAGCACUGUCAGCAGCCUGAGUGCUGACAGCGGUGUGGUUGGCCUCAGCGAUGAGCGGGAGGAGGAGGACAGCGAGCCUCACCGUCACCACCGCAGCAGGGGAGCCGAGGUUGAACGGGUGGACAGUGGGAUUGGACCGGGCCUGGCCCGUGGCUGGAAGAGACCCUCUGCCUCACUCCGAGCCUGGGAGGCCCAGAGACCCUGUCCGGACUGCGGUCAGAGGGACGGGGCCUCCAAGGAGCGAAGCGAGGCCAUGUGCGAUCGCUGCUCCAAGCUCCGCACCGAGCGGAAAGAGGCCAUCCUGGAGUUUCUGAACACUGAGUCGAGCUACGGCGAGGACCUGCGGAUCAUCAAGGAGGAGUUUUACUGCCCCAUGCAGAGCGCCGGGCUGCUGACAGCCGAGCAGCUCACCGUGGUGUUCGGCAACGUUCAGGAGCUGAUAGAUGUGAAUGACCGCUUCACUGAACACCUUCAGGACAGCAUCGACCAGGCCUUUGACCAGGGAGAUGAGGAUCUGUUGACAGUGUGCAUCGGAGAGAUCUUCCUGGAGUUUGUCAACAUGCUGCCUGCCUUUCAGACGUACUGCCUGCAGCAGUCCACCUCCGUCAACAUGCUCAACACACUGGAGAAGGAGAAGGAGCUGCUCAGAAUCUUCCUCGAUGUGUCCCAGAAUGACAACACGGCGUUGCGUCGCAUGAACUUGCGCUCUUUCCUCAUGGCGCCCCUCCAGCGUGUCACCAAGUACCCCCUCCUGCUGAGCCGCAUCAGCAAGGCCACCACCGAAUGUCAUCCGGACCACGCGCGUCUCCGUGAGGCCAAGAGUCGCGUGGAGUCCCACCUGGAGCACAUCAACAUGAAGACCAAGCAGGAGGGCACCAGUGUCACCUGGUCCCUCCGCUCUUUCCGCCGUGACAGCCGCAAGAACCGGGAGGUCAUCAACAUCGAGAUGCGUGAGGUUUCGAUGAAGACAGUAGGCUGGGCCAGGGAAAAUACGCGCUUCGUCAUGGAAGGACCACUUCAGUUGUCCCAACCAGCGGACGGCCAGUGGGUGAAGAAGGGCAGCAGGGCCCUCAAGUUCCAAAACGUCCAGAGUCUGCUGAUGGUGAGGACACAGCGGGCUGGGGAAGGCCCGGGACAGGGGACGGACCUGGGGGCUCGGGGGGAUCCAGGGGAGGGUGGCGGCGAGAGCAUCCGAGAUGGAGUACUGGUUCUAAUCAAGGACAAGAGCAGUGGGAAGUUCACGGUGCUGAGGGAACCCAUCCGACUGGCGAACUGUGUGGUGUCGGCAGACCCGGACUGCGAGGACACUUUCGAAGUGCUUGAUAUUCGGCGGGAAUCCUUUGUUUUCCGGGCCUCGGACAAAUCUCGCACCCAGCAGUGGUUCCGUCAGAUCAAGAGAUACGCCCGAGACUUGGGCCCCUGGAGGAAAAGACGCAACGCCUUGCCCAAUAUUAUGAUCAACACUAACCAGACCCGCUCCUGAGACUAACUUCCUCCUCUAUUGUUGGAUAUACCACUGUAAAUAUCCCCAGUAGGUCUACCGCAAAAAUGAACCGACAACAUGAAACUUUUCCGAGUGACAUCACCAAUGGCUUUUCAGAUUUCAUUAAGGGUCAAAUUGUGAUAAAAAGAAUAUAUAGCACUUUUUGGUUUUUUUACAAAACUACUACUAAGUGCACCAUAGUGUCACAAAAUGAUGUAUGAAGAUAUAAUUUAAAUCUGUCAACAUUAAAAAAAAUAAAAUAAAAAAAGCUAUCAGACACUUGGACAACCAAAAAAAAAAAAAAAAAAAAAACUUGGGGUGGUAGUGCUUUGCCAGCCUUGAUUGUAAUGACUGUUUACUCUUGGAGGAGGAGAGCCGUGUUUUCAGUAUACUAAACAAGGUGUUUGUGUUGAAAAGCAUGACUAAAAUAUGACUGACCGCAAAAAAAAAAAAAAAAACUUCAAGAACUGUAAUGUCAUUUUUAUAAGAUGCACAAAAGAGUGGCAAAUUAUUUCUUAUUUCAUGGCAGCGGGGAAGAUACGGACCAGACCUUUUGUUCAGUGGUUUCUGUUUGGUGAACUCAGUCACUGCCCUCUCCUAUCUGUCUGCCUCCCUCUACCGUAUGUUGGUGGCAGAGCAACUUACACUGCCGGAGAAGCAGUUUUUUGCAGGGCCUCUCAAACAGGCUCAUCACGGGACGGACCUCCAGUAUCACUGUGUUUAGGCAAAGUCACAUAACAGCAAUAAUCUCUGCCAACUUCAGAGAUGACAGUAGCUAUAUAUAUAUAUAUAUAUUAAUAUGUAUAUUCCCCAGCAUUUCCUUUGGAUUUCUGAAGAUUAUAAGGGUCUUUAUCCUACUUGGAUGGGAGCUACAUUGUUUAAAUCCAGCCAAGGUCACAAACCAGGUCUCGUUUGCCAGUAUCAUUAUCGCUGGGUGGACUUGGCUUCCCAGUAGCAUCUUAACACAAAGUUUAUUCCACAGAGAAUCAGUGGAAUUACAACGAGCUUAAUGCCAUGAACCUGUGGGGAAUUCCAACCUCCAUUACACCGUAACAUGAUGAUAAACUGAUGAAAUCAAACACAAACGUACACUCUCCUUGUCUCCUUGUGUAUUUAGUGGUUGAGGAGUGAGGAACCCCGCUCGAACCGUCUCAACCACCCCACAUGCUGUCACACAGUUUCCGCUGUGUGCUAAUAAGUGACAGUGAUGAGCUUUUGUGCCUUGGUAUUUGAUUACUCUUAUGCUAAAUUGACUAAAGUAUUUGUAGCUUGUCACGGUGGCAUUUACCUUCGAGACCCGGAAUAGACUGCCCUCUGUCGCCAUCUUGUGGAAUGGAGAUCAACUUACAGGCAAUAUUAAUCAUUCCACCUUCAGUACCAGGCUGCUAGUGCAGAAUCACAUGGUUUAUCUGACCCCUAUCUUAUCUGUUGAGUGUUUUUACUAUUCCGCAGUGUGUUUUUAUUUAUGAAGGCUCUUUUUUUCUUUUUUCUUUGGAUGCACUUUAUCCUGAUGAUUUAUGUCUAGAUCCAGUGAAUGGUGAUAGAGCACUCUCCGGUCAAACCGCUGUUAGAAAAAUGUAUUAUGUUGUCUCGUUUAUUCAACUGAACAUAGCUGACCACAGCUGGCAAUAGUUGGCCUACUCAUCAAAACCAAAACUGCUGUUUAAUAACCAUGCUCUUAUGUUUCUGUCAUGGAGUAGCACUGCUGAAAAAAAACAAAAAAAAACAAAAA